This is a messenger RNA of Morus notabilis, 1116 nucleotides long. RefSeq names its product AP2-like ethylene-responsive transcription factor PLT1. NCBI's taxonomy places the organism in Eukaryota, Viridiplantae, Streptophyta, Magnoliopsida, Rosales, Moraceae. Gene Ontology annotation, molecular function: DNA-binding transcription factor activity; DNA binding. The record is from RefSeq and is a predicted model, not a curated record. Gene Ontology annotation, biological process: regulation of DNA-templated transcription. Bases 1 to 1116 code for a protein of 371 amino acids. The transcript has 8 exons.
AUGGAACAUAUCAGUUCAAACAGCAGAAGCAGCAGGCAGCUUACAGAGCCAAUUCACUCAGCAUUUCCCGAUUUUGGUACAAAAAAAGAUUUCGGAAUUCUUGAAGAAUCAAUUUUUAGGUUUAAAUCCUCCACAUAUCGCGGCGUGCAAAAGAUCAAGGAUAAAGAGACAUAUGUAGCUCAUGUUUAUGACAAUGGUCAUUUACCAAAGACCGGGAGAACAAUUUAUCUUGGUAGAUUUGAUCAGGAAGAAAAUGCGGCGAGGGCUCAUGACUUGGUUUCUUUGAAGUUCUGGGGAACCUCUGCGCAGACUAAUUUCCCGAUAAUUGAUUAUGAGAAGGCACUGGAGGCUAUGGAAAACCUAACAGACCAAGAUGUUGUUGUUGCUGUUCGAAGGUCUAGCAGCAGCUUUUCGAGAGGGAAAUCCAAGUACCGCGGUGUUGUAAGAAGCAAGAGCGAAGAGGAAGCGGCGAUAGCUUUUGACAUUGCGAGCAUUAAGUUGAAGGGCUUCAAGGCCAUCACAAACUUUGACUUAAAUAGCUACAAUGUCAAGGCCAUCCUGCAAGGCGAAACAGAGCAAAAGGACAAAGAAACAGAGAAGAUGGUGAAUCUGACAGCGAAAUUCGCGGCCUCAAACAUCACGAGGAGACAAGAGAGUUCUGGUAUUGGAAACAGGAAGAAGAAGAGAAGCCUGAGCUUCCAUAACUUCAUCGACAAACAAACAGAAACAGGUUUCUCAGGAAAUGCAAACACAUUAAGCGAAACACCGGUUAUUUCAUCAGCAGGGUCGGGAUCACAACAUGGGGCUCUUGUCCCGUUUCUCUCAGAAAUAGCAUCAUUGGAACUGGAAUUUCCAAGAGAACAUAAUGGAAGUCUCGCCAUGGGUUUCCAGCACUCAAAUUCUAGUGCAUUUCAAUCAUACAAGCAAAUGGAGCCCCGCCAGACGUCGAUCUUGCAAGAGGCGGAUACUCUCCUGCCGGAGUUUGAACUUUGGAGCUCCAAUCUCUAUCCACCAUACAUGUCUCAACUGUUUAAAGAACAAGAGCUGAAAGGUCUUGGGUCAGGGUUUCAGCAUGCAAGCUCAAGUUGCUUCAAACCCUUUAGGCAAACAUCUUGA